ACGCUGCACCCAGGCCAGGACCCACGGUCACAGAAACUGGGCAGAAUGGGCGCAUUGAUUCGGAGGAUCUAGGAAGGUGUUCCCUUUUUCAAAGUUCACCCUGCUCUCAAUGAUACCAGAAAUUUGCGUCGUGUCGGCAAAACUCUUCAGUCCCACUGGAUAAGAAAUCGUAACUAUUGGGUGAUCACAGCAUUAGCAGAGACGCCACACGUCGAAGUCGUGCUGAUCCGUGAUUCGGAGCUUUGUGGCCAUGAGUUGGAACAUUUAGCGGCCGAAGCAAUAGCCGCCAGUUUACAAGUGAAUGAAAGUGUCCCGAAUUCGUGCAAAUGUUCUACAAAACAACAAACAAGACACCAGCCUAGCUGCAAGGACAGUAGUAGCCUCUACCGUGUCGUGACCAGGUGACCACCCCACAUCACCAGUACGUUUGUGGAGAUCAUUGCGGACCUGGCCGUCAUUGUGACAGGGGGUUGCACCGAGACAACGGCGUAGCUGCGCCAUGGCUCUUGGUACGGGUGCGAUCAUCGGCUUGACGGUCGGCGUGGUGCUGGCUCUCGGCGUCGUUCUACUGGUGGGCUUUCUGGUGUGUCGGAUGGUCUACCGGCACGAGCAUGGCAUGGAGAAGGCUCGGGCGCGGCGACGUAGCAGCGCGGACAGCCGCGGACAGCCACGGUUACGUUCCGACACAAGUGGCGCGUCCAUAGCAUCGGGCAACACGGACUUUUUCGUCAACAAACAGGAGUUCAACGACAUGCUAGCCAAUCUUGAAGACUCGUGGCGAGCGAGCAAAGGACCAGUCGACUACGGUGCGGAGUCAGGACGUGUGAUGAACGGCACGGCCAUUUACAGCAAUCCUGCGUUUGACUCGGACCGCGGGAAGUCGUUCGAUGCUGCCGUCGCCAUCCAAAGCUGGUAUCGAGGCAUUCGAACACGACAAGAAAUGGCAGGUCGCAAGAGGACACGCAUAGAUGGCAGAAGAGGAUCCGUGGCCAGCACACACUUAGUCCAAAUGGACAUGUUCAGAGUCAAGACGUUUGGCCUCACCCCGACUGGCGGUCAUGGAAACACGGGAACUGAGUCGCUGCUGAAGUGCCUCGAGACCAUGCAUAAGAAGCAUUCAAAGACGAAAAUCGAAGCUCCGUCCCGGUACCUGCGUGUGUGGGUGACAGUGAAGGGACUGAAAGUCAUGUCUCACGAAGCUUGGGUGAUUCGUCACAAUAUCGCUCUGAAAGACAUCUUCUCCUACACACUAUCACCGCAGAGUGAGCGCGUGUUUGGAAUGAUCUUUCGCCGGAAAGGGAUAAACUACUGCUUUGCCGUCCUGUGCAAUGAUACGGAGGCCAGUUCUAUCAAGCAAUGCCUGGACGAUGCAUAUCAACUGACGGCAGUUCGCCGCCCGAUAUCGCCGUCGAGAAGCUACGUCGGUGACUUUCUGCAGACCAUACCCACCUCUCCCAGUUUCACAUCGGAGCAAGGUGACCUUCUUUCCAACCUGGGAUCAAGGCGACCCAGCUCAUCGUUCACGCCGCAUAUUCCCGGCAUUGAAAGCAGCCUCCCGGUGCAUUUCCUUCACUCCGGCGACAGUGAGAUGGCCGCUAUCACUAUACAGCGUUGGUACAAGGCUUAUCGAAUCCGGAUGGCGUACAGGCGUAACCAGCUGUGCACGCCACGCAGACGGUCGCAAUCCAUUGAACUGCUUCCAUCUCUUCUUCUUCAUCGCGCCACAUUCUGCGCCUCAUCACCUGUGACCAGAGAAGCGGAAACUGACAGAGAAACGCUGCACAACAUCGUCAUGAACCAGAUGCCUAUGAUUGAACACGCGCCAACGCAGAGAUUGAACGUCGGCGUGUCUUGCAAAGGCCUGUCGGUACUGACGGCCACGUACACCAGAAUUCUCUACAAGGUGCCGCUCCGCCACGCCCUGGUCUACUCGGUCGCGCAGCACAACAGCGGCGUGUUUGCCGUCCUAUUCCGCUCCAAGGCAGGCUUGUCGAGUCUGGUGCUUAAAUGUGUGGAGGCUGACCUACUGUGCAAGCUGAUGAACGAGGCACAGCUUGCGUCCACACUGCAGCAACUCGAACGAACAAAGUUACACCUACCUGCUGGCGAUAGCAAACGAGACUUGUUGGAAUCGGCAUCAUCCAUGGUGGCCAAUCUUCAGCCGGAUGGAUCAGAGCCUGCGGCGGCCGAUCCAGCAAGAAGAGCAUCGGCGUCGUUCACCACCAUGAGCGCACCGAGACCGGAGCGAGUGACGACGUCGAACUCCACGGACUCGUUCCCGGGCCAGGCGGCCGGUCCGGGCAGGACGAGCAAGAGCGACGGCGCAGUGUCGUUGCAGCCCCGUGGCGUGGCGGUAGCAACCACGUUGAUGCCACCAUCUGCCAGCUCCCACUCCAUGGGUGACAUUGCCAGCGACGUCAGCAUGACGUCAGAGGCGUUUGCUGCAGCCGCUCGCACUCUGCUCGACGACACGCUGAAGGAGACGGAGCAGUACACGAACAUGCCGCGCAGCGCCAGCAAAGAGAUGCGUGAUCACGUGGACGAAAUCCUGUCCGACAGUACGGUGAAACUGCUGGAUGAUGUCGGCCUAGCCACACCGGGAAAGCCGAGUGAUUCAAAACCCCAUGCCAACGGUGGCAUAGCCAUCUCUAACCAAGUGGUCACGUCGACGCCGCUGCAAGCUGGACGCGGCGAGGACGGAAACACGGCUGCGGAUCUGAACUCGACGAUCCAGGAACUUCUCCAGCUUUAAUUGCGAGAGGUGUGGGUGUGAGUGGGUGUGAGUGUGGGUAUGUGUGUGUGUGUAGGGGGGGGGGGGGGAGGGGGGUUGGCUCACUCAGCAUACCAUAGAGACUGUUGUCUGAUUUAGUCCACCCUACGUUUUGCAAGGACCGACCCGAGACACAGCUGAUGACCGGUGGGGUGAAAUCUCAUGGCUUCGUGUACAAACCGUGCAUACCGGUAUCUCCCGGCAAGAGAGGACAUGCGUAUUUUGUAACAUAAAUUUGUUGCGAUCCAAUAACCUGUGGCGCUGCUGCAUUUGUGCCAGCUAGUGCAGUACUUGCACCGUAAUCACUUCGAAGUAUGUCGUAAAGUUAUUUCCAGAAUUUCUUCUUUGGUAUACAGAUAAUAUGCAAUAUGCGGAGGGUGCCGAAUGGUGCAUGCAUAUAUCCUUUGCCCUUCUCUGUACUAUUCUGUUGCUGAACUUGACUUGAACCUACAUAAUGAUGGAUUGAUUCCAAAUAAUAAUUGUUUCUGCCAGCUUGAGCUAGUGUCAUGAUGUCGACAGUUAGUUGUCCUGAUGUCACAA
Messenger RNA from Sycon ciliatum, 3310 nucleotides. RefSeq lists its product as uncharacterized. Lineage: Eukaryota; Metazoa; Porifera; Calcarea; Leucosolenida; Sycettidae. The transcript has 16 exons. The coding region runs from base 500 to 2752 and encodes 750 amino acids. The record is from RefSeq and is a predicted model, not a curated record. Gene Ontology annotation, molecular function: protein binding.